CUACUGACGAUAAACAGUCAAACAAUAGCAGCCGAAUUAUUGGAAAAGUAGAAUUCUUGAAUUUCGACGUAAAUCCGCUAUAUUUUCUCAUCUUGCUGGGUUAUAUGCGUACCCAAGCAUGCUACUAAAGAGAUAAAACUCAUUCAUGGCCAUUAUGAGUGAAGAUUUUCACGAUUUGGGGAAGGGUAUUACUCAUAUCAGGAAUUGAUAAUGAGGCAAAUUUAUCCGCUUUGGCGUCACUCGCAACGGAAAUCAACUCGUGGAGGAGCCCGGCCCACCGGCGUAGACGUUGACGGUGACAGUGCCUAGCUGGAUCUGCCGGACGGACGCGCUUGAUGAUUCAUGAAUGACGGAGUGAGUGAACAAACAAGUUAGGCCUACCGGUAUUUCGUAAUCGACGUGCAAUAAUGAGGAAGCUAAUUCGUGACGUGAAUGCCCCGCUUACUGCUUUCAGAUGUUGGACCAGGUUUUCCUCCAUUGUAAUGGACAAAAUUAGAACAUGACCUGAAUUUCCUUGCUACCAUACCACCGAUAGGCGAUACAUUACUGGUUCUCUGAGCUGACCACUCAUCCUACGAACGAGGUUAUAAUAACUCUGUCUUCUUGUCAAUCUGUAUUUAGCUGGAAUCAGAAUCUGCAUCAUUGACAUUGCAUUUAUUUGUAAACAUUUCACUGUCUGACUGGACAUUUAACAUGUCGUGAAGUCUGAUCUGUUUCAAAAUGAUGAAAAUGGUGUCACUGUUUUUCAAAUUUUAAGAAAGUAGCCAAGUCAAUUUCUCUUGAUUUUCCAAAAGUUCCAAGAACUUCCAAUCAAAAAAAUCAGCAUCAAAUCAAUUUUAAAGAUUUAUUAAAGCCUGAAGGGGUGUGUUGAACAGAGUUGAGACUCCUGUCAAAGUCAAGCCAGGACUGCUUUGCUAAAAACAUUGUGGCGUGAAACUAGAGAAAGUGAUUUUUACUAGUGUGGAUUGACGUGACGUACACUCGAUUCCGUAUUCUCAGAAUUCAGGAGGGAAGAUAUUCUUCUUUAUUUCUCAAAUUUCAACAGGGUUCUGCAAUAGAUUUUACUUCAACUCAAAGACAAUAUGUCAUUUCGUCGGAUGUUGAAAGGAGCCAGUGGGCGGAGCUUGGCGUCCAAGGAACCAGAGCCGGGUGACCAAUCAACAGAGAUCACUGUCCAUCCUGAAACUCGCAAUCCAACGCGUGUAUGGGACACCAUACGAUACAAACAGAAGGUUGACGUGAUAACGCCUAUUGAUCCAGCCACACCCAAACCAAGAGACCAUGUGCGGUUUGUGUGUAUAUCGGACACGCAUUCCAAGACUGGUGCCAUGCCAGAGAUUCCUGACGGGGAUGUGCUUAUUCAUGCCGGGGACUUCACCAAAAUUAGCCGCAGGAAAGAAGUGGUAAAUUUCAAUGAGUUUCUAGGUCACACGAGGUUUGUAUGCACAUCAGAUACCUUCUCAAAGACGACGUAUCUAAGCAAGGUGGUCCCGCCCGGCGAUGUCUUUAUUCAUGCUGGAAGCUUCAAUAACAUUGGCCUCCCAAGGGAAGUCACUGCAUUUAAUGAGUUUCUAGGUAAGUACAUGUAGGAAUGAACAGAGUCAUGAUGUAUUGUGGAUGAAUGACAUCAUGUCUUGUCUGUUAUCA
Lytechinus pictus (painted urchin) is the source of this 1647-nucleotide messenger RNA. Its product is annotated as metallophosphoesterase MPPED2-like. The record is from RefSeq and is a predicted model, not a curated record. The transcript is spliced from 4 exons. The coding region runs from base 1083 to 1589 and encodes 168 amino acids. NCBI's taxonomy places the organism in Eukaryota, Metazoa, Echinodermata, Echinoidea, Temnopleuroida, Toxopneustidae.